AAAUCUUAAACUAUUAGAUAGAAGAUUAACUUCAACUUUUGUAUUAUCACAUGUGGUCAGGCUUUACUACAUAAUUAAUCUAAACACGUGCAACAAUUUAACUAUUUAGUUAGUGGUGAGGUUUGAAGUCAAGACCUUUGCCUACUUUGAUACCAUAUUAAAUUGAUAAUCACCAUAUGAUUUAAAAGCUUAAAUUAUUAGAUAGAGGAUUAACUUUAUCUUUUAUAUUAUAAGUUUUACUGUCAACAACUCAUUUUUUAUGGUUGACAAUAUAUUUGAGAUUUGGUCAAUCUUAGAGAGUCCAGUUUACAUACAGGUGCACAUUCAAAGAGUUUGCUCCUUUUUUUUAUGUUUGACAAUAUAUCUAGAUUUGGUCAAUUGUGCUCUAUUGUUAUGGGAAUGUCGUGGGUUUGAGUUGUGGAUGCUCUUUUUACUCUACUGAAAUUUAGCUUAGGUCGAUUCCAUUCUGCUGCUCAGCUACUUGCCUUUUGGUAGAUGGUCACUUUACUUUAACUUAGCCUCUCAAGCCUUUUGUUACCCUAGGCUACACAUAUGUCCUAACUUCUCUCCUCUAAGAGGCUGAUGAUAGGAGACAACCCAACUCUUCCUGCUUGCUGACAGCUUCCAAUGGUGUUAUAAAUAGUAUCUACCUUAUAACAUCUUUAUGGAACAUUAGGGCACUCCUUCCUUCAUGCACACAUUUAUCAUCUCCUAAUAUCAGCUACCUGCAAUGAGCUUAUGGAUGGAUGGUAUGUUUAUAUAUACACAUCGUAUGCUCAUUGAGGAAAUCAUGUUCCUUCAUUCUUGAUUGUUUUUGCAUUUACAACUUAUGGUACUGUUCUCUAUUUUAGUGUUAUCAAAGCCAAAGCUAACAAUUUUAAAUGCAAUAUAUGUCUCUUAAGUGAUUGAUCUCCCUUGGAAAAAAAUUUGUAAAUAAACCAGCAUGACAAAGUGUUGAAAAAUAGACUGAAAAUUAUAUCUUACUGAUAGAAUUUGAGUAGAAAAAUCGUAUAUAUUAUUUCGAGAAUAAAACUCAAUAUAUACUGCCUUUAGAGAGUCAACAAGCCACUCCCUUAAAAAUAGGACACUAACUCAACUACCUAAUCUGAAACAAGGAUAAGAUGAUAUAGAUAAGAGACUAAGUCUAUUUAUAGAUCAGCUUUGACCAUAACCUCCUAUUCAAAGAUAAAACAAGAACAAACAAAUAAAAACUAAAAAUAAAACUGCUUAUCUAUCAACACUUACCUUUCGUAUGAAUGAUACAGCCCUAUUAAUAGGGUAAGAGAUUACAACAGAGGAAACAUUACACACGCUAAAGAAUAAGGAAAGCUAAGCUAUCCAAGGCACAAAAGGAUUUCCUAUACCAAGGAUAGAGAAGUAUCUAAAUCUGGACACGGUCAAUAAUUUCCAAAAAACUGAAGAUUAGAUCAGUCAAAUCAUCCUUGAUUUACACAUAGCCAAUCAUCCCUUGAAUCAACACAAAGCAUAGGGGAGAAGUUGCAACAAGAAAAGCCUAGAAUAGAACCACCUUAGGAGAAUGAUAUUGUGGUUUUGUUCCUUACAAGCUUUCCUUUUAAAAGUCAAGGGAUUAGUUAUCUUGGUGAAACAGAUCUCUGAUAAGUUUUGUUUGUUUUUUGUGGUUUUUUUUAGUUACUCUUAAACAGAUUCUGAUUAAGUUGUUUGUUUCAUCAUCCUAUCAUUAUUAACUGCACCUUGUUCUAAUGAAGUUAUGAUUCAUGGCAUAGUAUUCAUGUCAAUUGACUUUUAAAAGUUACAUUGACAAAUAGAAAUCCAUGCAAAAGAACAAUGUGGCAAGAUUUUAAGGGAAGAAUGUAUACAAUUAUAACCUCCUUCCACCUCACAAAGCGGUGAGCCCUGUGCAUUUGCACCCCCACCCCCCAUCCCCCUCCUUUUUCUCUCAAAUCACAAGCGACCUGAAAAGUAAAACGGUUGUAUAAAUGUGGCUUACCAAACCACAUCAUCAUAUGUUAGAUUUAAACUGUUCCAGUAUGUGGGGCAUCUGUUAUAGCCUCUUCCUUGGACACCCUUGUUCAGAAAAAGAACAUGUUAAAAUCUGCUGCAGCAAAAUAUGAGAUUCUUUGUCUAGGAUGAAAGAAAGUAUGGAUAAAGCCAUCUAUCUCAACCUCACAAGCAAAGCAUAAAGUGUGAAGCUAUGGACAGGGAAUUUGAUGCUCACAAAGGUGGAUUAUCUUCAGAGAAAGCCCCUAUAAAGUCGAAGAGAGCAGAGCUAGUAGGAGAAAGCGUUUUCGAGACUUAAUUGGUGGGUUUUGUUGAAGCUUACGCGGGUACUUGAGAUUCAUUCAGAUGGAUGAUGCCAAGAGUACACCAUCUUGUCAAGCAAGAAAAUGGCUGCUGAUGGUGCUAUUGAUCGUCGAGGUUGCCAUCUUUCCCACAUCAGUAACAUCCCAGAAUCAAGUCAGCGUUCCGGCAGCAACUGCAGAUUUGCUCUGUAUCAGUGACUGUGCUACUUGUCCUGUUAUAUGCGCACCACCACCACCGCCACCACCACAAGUAGAGUCACCGCUGCCAUUAGUAGAACCAACGCCGCCACUGCCACUGCCACUGCCGCCGCCGCUAGUAGAGGCAGCGCCACCACCACCCGAAUCAAAGCCACCGAAGUCACCACCCCAACACCACUCUCCACCACCUCCGCUGCCAUCCAUUUCAUGGGGCUUCAGCCCCCCACCUCCUCCCGGUUAUAUAACCAUUCCUUCUGGACAGAGGCCUUCUGGUAUGGGCCAGCGCAAUUAUACCUAUCCCUAUUACUACUUCUAUGCAUCCAAAGCUGCUGCUUCUAUUUCUCCGAAUUCUUCUUCUUUUAUUCUUGUGGGAUUGAUGUCCUUUAUUGUUGUCAUCUUGGAUACCAAGUGGGGAAUUGGAAAGGCUGCAAGUGCCUCUAAGUUCUAAUCAUCCACCGAGGGGAGGGGCUAUAGAAUUUUGUUUUAUGGAUGGAUUGAUCAUAAACAUUGCAUGCAUGUACAUGUGUUGGUUUUAAUGUAAUGUUGUGUGUUCCAACAUUCGAUUUUAGUCUGUUUAGCGUCCCAAAUUUAGUAAAAAGAAUAAUCCGAAAAAGGAAAUGGUAAUGGUUUUUUGUUUCUUGUUUUUUUGUCGAUGACGAGUUGUGCCAGCAC
Diospyros lotus (date-plum) is the source of this 3152-nucleotide messenger RNA. Its product is annotated as leucine-rich repeat extensin-like protein 3. Bases 2326 to 2928 code for a protein of 200 amino acids. The transcript has 2 exons. NCBI's taxonomy places the organism in Eukaryota, Viridiplantae, Streptophyta, Magnoliopsida, Ericales, Ebenaceae. The record is from RefSeq and is a predicted model, not a curated record.